Lepisosteus oculatus (spotted gar) is the source of this 3156-nucleotide messenger RNA. RefSeq names its product steroid-5-alpha-reductase, alpha polypeptide 1 (3-oxo-5 alpha-steroid delta 4-dehydrogenase alpha 1) (gene srd5a1). Gene Ontology annotation, biological process: steroid metabolic process. Gene Ontology annotation, molecular function: 3-oxo-5-alpha-steroid 4-dehydrogenase activity. Lineage: Eukaryota; Metazoa; Chordata; Actinopteri; Semionotiformes; Lepisosteidae. The record is from RefSeq and is a predicted model, not a curated record. Gene Ontology annotation, cellular component: membrane.
AGCGGUUGCCUGGGCUGCAAUGUAACCACGCGAGAAAAUAUUCCAUACAUUGGAAUCUGAAUCAGCUAAAAAGACGAUUUGAAAAUAUAUUCGUUAUUAUGGACUGCUUUUCGUUGAUAAAGAGUGCGCAUGUAAUUUUCACUAAUAAUAACUUUUAACCAACAGAUUUAUUUGGAAAUACAUAGUAGCAAACUAAAAAUGUGACCAGUUAAACAUUACAAAAGCAGUAUGGAAAACACCCUUAUUCGAUAAUAAGCCAAACGUCUUUGAUUGGCUCCGUAGUUCUCAAAUAACAGAGGUUGAAGCAGAUUGGGCUUCAAGUGCGUGUGUUCCACCCUUGCUGUGUCCUGAUUGGUAAUAGCCCUCUGGCCUGUUUAUUUGCAGAAUCAAUAUUCUGGGUUUCAGACUGCUAAUACAGAACGAGUAGUGAUUUUCAUUCAUUGAGAUUGUGCGUGUCCUUUUCUUGAACAAAUAACAAGCUGAUUCAUCGCGCCUUCUGUUUCUAACGUUGGCAUCUGUCAGCUGUCUGUACUUUAUUAGCAAUGUGUAAAGCGUUAUCUAAUCUCUUCGGUUCUGAAGCUGAAGAAUACUACCUAUUGGAAUGCAUGUCUUACCUAAUGAUUUUUAUGGCUGCUGUAACAUUUUUGGUUUUGCUUUUUGAGAACGUACCGUACGGCAGGUAUGCAACAAGCAAAUACGGGUUUCCUGUCAAUGCACGAUUUGCCUGGUUUGUACAAGAGUUACCUGCACUGGUUGUGCCGGUCUUACUACUGUUAACGGCAUCUUCCGCCCGAGCCUCUUACCUGCCCAAUCAGUUGCUUCUUGCAAUGUAUUUACUCCACUAUUUUCAAAGGUCGCUUAUUUAUCCAUUUUUAAUUCGAGGAGGAAAGCCUACACCCUUUCUUUCUUUUGUGAUGGCAUUUUUAUUCUGCGUAUACAAUGGCUAUCUACAAGGAAGAUACUUGAGCCACUUUGCAAAAUACCCUGCAGACUGGAUAAUGCAUCCCUGUUUCAUAAUAGGAUUUCUUAUGUGGUUAUUGGGUGUGUUGAUAAAUGUACAUUCAGAUCACAUUCUUAGAAACCUCAGAAAGCCUGAAGAGACAGGCUACAAGAUACCACAGGGUGGCUUGUUUGAAUAUGUGUCUGGCGCUAAUUUUUUGGGUGAGAUAGUGGAGUGGGCUGGAUUUGCUGUUGCUACUUGCUCACUUCAAAGUGCUGCAUUUGCAAUUUUUACCUCUGUGGUACUCUCCAGUCGGGCUGUUUCACACCAUGGGUGGUACCUUCAAAAGUUUGAAGACUAUCCCAAGUCCAGAAAAGCUUUAGUACCUUUUUUGCUUUGACAGACAAGUGAUUAUUAGGAAUGGAAAAACAGCAGUACAUAAAAUACAACACCAUAUACAUAGGUUUUCCAAUAACACUAAUACACAAAUUAUUUUGUAAAACAGCCCAUAAAAGGGAACAGAUUGUUAAAAAUGAAGAUCAAACAAAAAAAACAUAUCUUACAAAACAGAGUCCUUUGAUUGAAGAAUCAAACUUGGCAACUCAAUCAUUAUAAAUGGAGGAAAUAAUUUUAAUCAUGGUUAAUGGGUUAUUUUGCUACUAAUAUUUAGGUUUAUAUUUGUAUUUUCUUUAAAUCAUGACUUUCCUUAAAUAUGCAAGGGGUAUUUUAUUUAUAUUUCACAGCCAAGGAAAAUAAUGUUGUAGUUAUAGAAACAUUUAGAUAUUGGUAGCAUGUUAACCAUGGCUGUUGGUAAAUGAAAAAUGUAAGCAAUAAUAAAAUGUAACAGCAUCAAAGAAUCUCAAUGCAUUUGCUAAGGGUUUUUUUUAUUAAUUUCAUGAUGAAAUACAGACUGGUUAAAACAUAAGGCAGUUGAAAAGAACUUCUGGAAUAGAAAUGAUCAGGCAUAUGUGUAAAAAAAGGAAAAAUAUGGAGACCAAAAUAUCAAUAACCUUGAUUCCCUGUAGCACAUGUUCUAACAAGAAAUAUCUGACAUCUUUUUGCAAAGUACCAUCAGAAGAAGCAUGAAUUAUUGGUUCUAUAAAACUCUAGGUUGCUGAAGUCAGAACAAAACAAAUAAAAGGAAAUGACAUUUUUUGCUAUCACUCCACGCAGGUGCAUUAACGGUGUUAAUCAGAUGUCGCCUCUUCUGAAAUACAAAGAGCACAGUUGAGACAUGAUUGAGCUAGGAAAUAGUCAGCCAACUCAGGUACAGCAACUUGCAGUGCAGCUCAAGGUUAUUUUGCAGUGCAUUAUGUUACAUCACUCAGUAUACAAGAAGUCUUUAAAGGACAGUAUUUAACUGAGGAAAUACUUUCUAAAUAUUCAAGCAAAUUGCAUGUUUAUACAUGAUAUAUAAGUUAUUAUCCUGUAUUCAGAUAUUAGUUUUUUUUUAUUUAAUUUGGUUCCUCACUACUAACUUGCUACCUCAAAGUUCACUAGGAUUAGUCCUUAUUAGAUAGUAACAAAAUAUGCUAAGUUUAAUAUUCCAUUUAACAAAUUACUGAACCUUUAGUGCACAUUUUCACGUUUACUGCUACCAGUAUUCAUGUCCCCAUUCUGUUUACAUUUCCUGAGCAAUCCAUAUUGCUGUUAAAGUCUCAUAUCAGAAUGUCUGUAGAUAUUCUUCUAAAAUCAAGCAUGUUAGGUUCCAUUUUGAUUUCCAAUGUUUCCAAUCCAUUAAUUGAAUGUUUUCAAUUAAUAAUUAUAAACGAGACAUUAAAAACACAAUAGAACUCAGAUCCCUUAUUCAAUCUUCCAGUCUUGUUAUAAUAUGGAAUGCUCCAAUCACAAUGUUGUAAAUACAUGUUUUAAACCUAAAGGUAUGUAUUGUAUCAUGCAAUUCUUUACUUGUAAUGCUAAACAGUUUAAUUAAAAAUUACAUAAUGUUAAAGCUGAGUGCAUUAUAGUCAAGUAUGUGGAUAUUCUACUAUUCUUCAUGACUUAUCAAUUAAACUCCCACAGGUCAAUUCAGUAUAUCACAAACUCUGCCCCAUGUCAUAGCAUCCAAACAUUAUAUCUUCUGUCCAGAUGGCUGGUAGUGAAAAUGUUUAUUUCACCUCAUGUAUUGUAUUUUCUGUUUUUAUUUUUUCCAACAUACAAUUUUUGAAUUGUACAAAUGUGUACACAGAAUUAUUAAAGCUGGUUUGUUACAAAUA